This is a messenger RNA of Culicoides brevitarsis, 4090 nucleotides long. It is a transcript of the gene Nup160, whose product is annotated as nuclear pore complex protein Nup160 homolog. The record is from RefSeq and is a predicted model, not a curated record. Lineage: Eukaryota; Metazoa; Arthropoda; Insecta; Diptera; Ceratopogonidae. Gene Ontology annotation, molecular function: structural constituent of nuclear pore. The transcript has 4 exons. Bases 77 to 4039 code for a protein of 1320 amino acids. Gene Ontology annotation, cellular component: nuclear pore.
AACGACGCUACAAAAACAUAAAAAUCGAGUGAAAUUCGUAUUAAAUAGUUGUUAAAAUAGUUAAAAAGUCGUGAAAAUGCUCGGUUUUAAUAGAAAAUAUUGCGAAGUCAUCACAGAACAGCCAGUUGUUGAGCAUUGGCGUGAAAUUGUGCUUGAUACCGGCGCGCUUCAGUCAACUUUGCAAGAUGUCAAGGUUCCUGAAAAUGCCGGCGGAUAUCUUCUCAAAAACGUCAGUUGCGACGCCGCUCGCAAUCGUUUCAUCUACUGGCGAGCAAAUCACGACACUUUGGAGCUCUCCGAACAAUCCUUGGACAUAAACUUGCGCCAAAAUCAUCUCCGUUUCAAAUUUACUGCCACAGCGAUCCUGUCUGUGUCGAUUUUUGAGACUUUUGAUUCGGUUACGGUGCUUGCAGCGACAAUUACUUCCGUUCAUCGUUUCGAUUUUCCGCAUCCGAAUAAUCUUGUGGGCAAAGGACGCACGAGUCAAGUGUCGAUUUUUAGCCCGGCGGAUAAUAAUAGCGGAGAUUCGAGUCCCGGAGGCGCUUUUAAGUAUCACAUUGUUCACAGUGCGAGUAGCGGGCAAAUUCCGCAUGCAGCUGCUGUUUAUUUGUCGGCAGCGGAUCAUUUGGCGUAUUUUGCGUUGGCAUUUGCGAAUAUGACAGUGCUGUAUUUGAUGCAACCGAAUGGCAUAACGACAAAUAUGGAGUUGAAGGGAUCGCCGAUGAUUCCGAGAAUUUUUUCAAAUUUGCCGCUUUUUAGGGGCAAGGGGAACGGGGAUGAUGUCAAUUCGGGCACUUCGUUGGUUUUUGAUACGUUCGAUGAUCAAGUUGUGGUUUAUAUUUUGCAUCGAGAUAGUAAUAUUCGGAUGUGGUCGACGAAAACGGGGCAUUGUCUCACGCAAUUGAGCAUUUUGAGCGAGAAUGAGGAGAAAUUAAUUGUUCAGAAAAACAUGCUCCGUAAAUCAACAAACGGUUUGUGUGUCUUUUUAUGUUACGCAAACUUCUCCGAAUUUCGUCUCAUCAAGCCCGUCAAAGAAGGAUCCGCAUACAGCAUUUCCAUUUCCAACGUCAUUCCAACCCCUCAAUACGACAUCAUCGACUUUCAACUCACGGAAAAUCGCAUUUGGACCUUAUGGUGCAACAGCGAAGGCGAUUCCAACAUUUCAACGUUCCCCUUGGAGCUCAACGCGAUGACAAAUUGGGUUAGCACUGCUCUUGAACCGCACGGCAGUCAAUUAAGCCUCGAAAUGGAGCCCGGCAUGGAUCCCAAACAAAUUUACUCGAAUUACAUUUUCCAUUCGGGUCGUUUCCAAACUCACACAAUCCUGAAGGCGCUCAUGAUGUAUUGCCGCUCCCAUAAUUACAUGGAUCCCUACAUCCCGAUGAAUAUUUUAAAGGAACGCGUUUGCUUCUCCAUCGAUCAAGACGUGCAAAACGAAAUUGCGACAUGCAACCUGUCAAGUCGCGAAUAUUUGGAAAUUUCGUCGCGUUUAUGGGAGAAAUUCUACUUUUGCUGCGAACAAUAUCACAUGGAAGCGAAUCAGCCAAUCGGGAUUUUCAACAUGGAAUCGUUGGAUAUUUUAGGAGUCAUCAAGAAAAAUGUCUUGUCGUUCCUGCGCCCUUGCGAAAACCUGGAAAAUGGACUUUUAACGGGAACUUUACCGCUGGAGCCUUCAAAACACAACAGAAAAGAGCUCGAUAUCGAACGGCUAUUGGAUGUUUUGUCGUAUAUCGAAAAAGUUUUGCCCGAAGCAUUCAAAUCCGAGUACAGCAAACAACUCUACCGAGGCGAACAACCACUUUUAGCUGUUCAACAGAUGCUCGUUGAGUUACAAGACGGCGAUUGGGCCAUCAACGAUAGCGUUUCUGAGAUUUUGCGACGUGUUCAAGUCAUCAACGACAUCCCAACAGCCAUUAUUAAUCUUUUGGAAGUCCUUCGUUACAACCCAACGAACGAAUCUGUCUCGGAUUCGGCCCAAUUAAACGUCAGAAAUGCCAUUUACAAGUUUGGAAGUGCUAUUGGGACAUCUUUACUUACCGAAACUGUGCGUCAAGUAGCUCUUGUUCGUUACACGUUAUGCCGAAACUUGUUACUGCUCGAACAGGUAUUAGCGGAAAACUCCCCAUUGAACGUUUCUUCAACAGAAAUCAUCAGAUCUCGAUGUGUUCCUGACACAAUAGUAUUUUUGCAAGGAUAUUACGUGAUGGUUUGGAUAAGCGAACCGAAUACCAUCACGACACCUCGUCGUAAAUUCACUAAAAACACAAUUUCGAUAGUUGGAUUGCCGUUUCAGCAUCCCUCGCCGCUGUUGUUGUACUUAAUUCGUGAAAAGGGACUCCAAAUGGCGCUCGAAAUGGAUUCUGUGAUGAAAGAGGAACGCGAUUUCGACAAUGAAUUGUUAAAUAUUUCACAUAAUAUGCUUCUUCUCCUAUGGCCGGUGUCAGGAAGCUUCGAUUUUGGCGAAUGGUUGAGCGAAACAUGCCAACAUACGUUAAUUGAAGAGUACGUGAGACUUUUGAAGACUUGGUGCGAAUGGAAUAACUGCUCAAGGAACUUUAUUUUGGCUCUUUCGUUCCUUCAUAACGGAUUAUCAGACAGGGCGCGAGAUUUAUUCCUUCAAUCUGCCAAAGGAGUGCUCGUUGAACCGUUUUUGACGAAAUACAUCCUUCAAGCAAGCAGUUCAAGUCUGUCGUCAUCCGAUGCGCUCGCCCAAUAUUACCUCAAAGUCAUCAAAUUAUUCGAGCGACACGCGUUGUACGAUAAUAUCAUCUCAAUUGCGCAAGUUGCGAUCGGGGCAAGUCACAAACCGUCACAUCAUGCGAUGUUUCAGAGUAUUUUGUUCAACAAUCACAUGCAACUGAACCAUUAUGAGGAGUCGUAUCACACACUGAUCAACAAUUGUGAAGCAAAUCGUCGGAAAGACUGCUUGCGACAACUUAUUUGUGCUCUAAUUUCACAAAAACGCUUCGAUAUUUUGCUCUCGUUGCCAUUAAUUGACUUGGAAGACGAAGUUCAAAACAUAAUCGAGACCCGGGCACGUUCCAUGCAAGUUGAUAAUCCCCUGACUUUGUGUCAUUACGACUUUUUGUACUCCUUCCAUAUCCACAAAGAUAAAAUGCGAAGUGCGGCAGUCACGAUGUACGAAAAAGCGAUGCGUUGUACGCAGCUUCCUGUACUUCAGGAGUCCCUUGAAUUGCGUUACGAUAGUUUAUUGGCUUGUAUUAACGCUCUUCACUUAAUUAACAAAGAUUAUGCCUUCAUUGCCAAACCCGUACUGGAUGAUUAUUUCGAUUCGAACAACGAAAAGGACAUCAAGGAAGUGGUUGUUGUCGAUUUGAAGGAUUUGGAAAAGGAACUUUUGGUCACGGAAGCGAUGAUAACUGUCGAAAAAUACAAGAAAAAUGUCAAGUCGUUGAUUUCGACGGGACCUGCGGAGUUGGUUGAGUUGUUAAUUAGUGAAAAAUGUUACACGAGCGCUUUUAAACUGGCGAAAGGGAUGAAUUUGGAUCUCACACCGAUUUUUGACUCGUUGACGUUGGCUUGUAUUCAGAUGGAUGAGGAACAAAGAGCAAGUGAAUGGUUGAGUAAGAAUGUGUUGACUCAUAUAAUUGUUGGAAGAGAUGAUGCAACGACAGCAUGGAACUUUUUGGAGCAUACCCUGAUGAAAGAAACGGAAAAAGAACCAAAAUAUUUUAAAACUGUGACGAGGCAGAUACUUGUCAAUCAUGCACAUCUUCCAUUGUGGCUCUAUAAGGCUUAUAAGCAAACAAACAUCUCGGAAUUACUGCAUCUCUUCAUACAGUACGGAAGAUUGGAUGAAGCCUUUGACUUGGCGAUCGAUUGUAUGCAUCUUCUCAUCUCCAAAAACACAAUGAAUCGCCCGGAAAGUAAAAACGCGUAUUUCCCCUUGAACAACAUCGAUCUCCUGUUGCACGUUUCCUCAAAAUAUUCAUCAAAAGAACCCUUAAAGGAAAAAUCCAUCAAAUUAAAUGAACUUUUGGGCAAAUACGUGAACAGUUGUUUGCUUGAAUCAAAGUAAUUUUUGUUUAAAUAAAAUAUAUUCAUUAAUUUUUUUUUCUAAAAAUGUUAA